Molecule: messenger RNA, 2598 nt
Organism: Chinchilla lanigera (long-tailed chinchilla)
Lineage: Eukaryota; Metazoa; Chordata; Mammalia; Rodentia; Chinchillidae
Gene: Crispld1
Product: cysteine-rich secretory protein LCCL domain containing 1
Cellular component (GO): extracellular region
Source: RefSeq, a predicted model, not a curated record
CCCAAAGGAGUGGAAGAGCCUGUCUUGGAGAGUUUCCCAGGGAAGCCCUGAGAUCGUUCAUUAUGAAGUGUACCGCGCGGGAGUGGCUCCGGGUGACCGCAGUGCUGUUCAUGGCGCGAGCGAUUCCAGCCAUGGUGGUUCCUAACGCCACUCUGUUGGAAAAACUCUUGGAAAAGUACAUGGAUGAGGAUGGUGAGUGGUGGACGGCCAAGCAGAGAGGAAAAAGAGCCAUCACAGACAAUGACAUGCAGAGUAUCUUGGACCUUCAUAAUAAGUUACGAAGUCAGGUGUAUCCAACCGCUUCUAAUAUGGAGUAUAUGACAUGGGAUGUAGAGCUGGAAAGGUCUGCAGAAUCCUGGGCUGAAACGUGUUUGUGGGAGCAUGGACCCGCAAGCCUGCUUCCAUCCAUUGGACAGAAUCUGGGCGCGCACUGGGGAAGAUAUAGACCCCCAACAUUUCAUGUACAAGCGUGGUAUGAUGAAGUGAGAGAUUUUAGCUACCCAUAUGAACAUGAGUGCAACCCGUACUGUCCAUUCAGAUGUUCUGGUCCUGUGUGCACUCAUUACACACAGGUGGUGUGGGCAACAAGUAGCAGAAUAGGCUGUGCCAUUAAUUUGUGCCACAACAUGAAUAUCUGGGGCCAGAUAUGGCCCAAGGCUGUCUACUUGGUGUGCAAUUAUUCCCCAAAGGGAAACUGGUGGGGCCAUGCCCCUUACAAGCAUGGGCGACCCUGUUCUGCUUGCCCCCCUAGUUUUGGAGGGGGCUGUAGAGAAAAUCUGUGUUACAAAGAGGGGUCAGACAGAUAUUACCCUCCUCGAGAAGAAGAAACAAAUGAGAUUGAACGUCAGCAGGCGCAUGUUCGUGAUUCCCACGUUCGAACAAGAUCAGAUGAUACCGAUAGAAAUGAAGUCAUAAGCACACAACAAAUGUCCCAAAUUGUUUCUUGUGAAGUAAGGUUACGAGACCAGUGCAAAGGGACAACCUGCAAUAGAUAUGAAUGCCCUGCUGGCUGUUUGGAUAGUAAAGCCAAAGUAAUUGGCAGUGUACAUUAUGAAAUGCAAUCCAGCAUCUGUAGAGCUGCGAUUCAUUACGGUAUAAUAGACAAUGAAGGUGGCUGGGUGGAUAUCACUAGACAAGGAAGAAAACAGUAUUUCAUCAAAUCCAACAGAAACGGUGUGCAAACCAUCGGCAAAUACCAGUCUGCCAAUUCCUUCACAGUCUCCAAAGUGACAGUUCAGGCUGUCACUUGUGAAACUACUGUGGAACAGCUCUGUCCAUUUCAUAAGCCUGCUUCACACUGUCCAAGAGUGUAUUGUCCUCGUAACUGUAUGCAGGCGAAUCCACAUUAUGCCCGUGUAAUUGGAUCUCGGGUGUAUUCUGAUCUGUCCAGUAUCUGCAGGGCAGCAGUCCAUGCUGGGGUCAUUCGAAAUCAUGGGGGCUACGUGGACGUUAUGCCUGUGGACAAGAGGAAGACUUAUGUGGCUUCUUUUCAGAAUGGAAUCUUCUCAGAAAGUUUACAGAAUCCUCCAGGCGGAAAGGCAUUCAGAGUGUUUGCUGUUGUGUGAAGUGGAACCCUUGGAUGGGGGUCACAGGGACUAUUCCAAAUGCCACGGUUCUGAAGUUUGUAUAAAACUGUAACAUUACUGUACAGAAGAUAGAAACUAUUUUCAGUGCUCCCCCCUCCCAGUGCCAGAUGCAUAUAAAUCCUGAUAGACAAAGUCUAUAAGAUGAAACAUGGGACUUUAGCUUUGGGAAAAAGAAUGAAUAUGUAAUGGUUUUAGAAAUCCUGUGUUAAAUAUUGCUAUAUUUUCUUAGCAGUUAUUUCUACAGUUAAUUACAUAGUCAUGAUGGUUCUACAUUUCAUAUAUUUUAUUACAUGGUGCUUUGUAUAUGCCACUAAUAAAAUGAAUCUAAAUAUUGAAUGUGAAUGGCCUUCAAAAAUUACCUGGUGCAUUUUAAAACAAUGGACUCUAAAACUGAAAGAAACCUUUUUAUCAUACCUUCCCCAGUCCAAAGCUAUGUUGUUACCUAGUCUAAAUCUCAAGCUGUUUUUCACUUAGUACUUGCACAGUUUUUUCCUCUAAGUUUAGGUAUAUAGAAUAUUAAAUCUUGAUACUCCAUUUGUUAUUUUGUAUAAAAUAAUCCUUUAGUAUCCAAAUGAAACUUUUAACAUGUUUAAUUUUUCAGGAAUGGAAUUAAGACAAACUAUGGCAUGAAGACACUCUUAGUGCUCAUGUAAUAAAUACUGAGUUGAGCACAAGCAGCCAGAGCUUUCGAUGUAUUGUUAAACUGGAGGUCACACAUUUUGUUUUGUAUCCUGGCAAAUACUCCUGCAGGCCAGGAAGUAUAAUAGCAGAGAGUCUAACAAAGACAAACUAAUGUAUUGCAUUACUGUUGUCACUGCCACUGAUUUUCAUAAUGGCAAGUGACCUUGUGUAUAAAUAUUGCCAUAUUAUGGUACCUAUACUGGUGACAUGUUUCUAUGAAAAAAUGUAUUAUCCUUCGAGACUAAAAAUCUGUAAAAUGUUACUUUUUUCUGCUGGUGAAUUUAUUCAUUUCCUAUAAACAUAUUAAAAUCAAUGAUGCUUUGAAGUCUUA